UCUAUUGUUGUCACCCUUUUUAACUCUUGAUCGAACAGGAGGAGCUGGUCACUGGUAAAGCAUCGGUCGCAGUGGAACGUUCCAUCGUCUCUUAUUUGUGACUUCAAAGAUUGCCAAGUCGACAUUUCAAAAUGAUGAAAUCUGCAAUUGUAGCUGUGUUGAUUUUCUCCAGCAUUUAUCUCGUCAACUCUCUCCAGUGCUACGAAGGAGCGCCAGAUAACACCAAAGUCAAUCCCAACUGCCAAACUUCGUGUGAAAAAAACAUCGACAAAACAGGUGAUGAGGAGGUAGUAAUGUACGGUUGUUCCGAGGUCAAACAUGACGAGGACGAAUGCAAAGACAUUGAGGAGACUACAAAUGUGAAUACCGUUGUGAGAACCGAGUGCUUCUGCAAUAGCGAUUUGUGCAACUCCACAGCGACGAUCUCCUCUAGCAUUUUCCUUCUCUCCGUGGCUCUGCUGAUGAAGAUGGCGUUUUGAAGCAGCAGAAGGGUUGCUGAGCACAAUGGUGAAGUCACUACUUACCUGCAGUACCCAGUCAAGUCACGAGGUUCCUCAUGUGCUCAGAAUGAAUCAACCGUCGAUUUGCAUGACCAUUCCGCACCAGUCAAAAUUAUAAAGGAUGUGUAUCAAUAUAUGUCUGGAUUUGAAGAAUAAUUUCUCAAAAAUGCAAAAGUUUAAACAAA
Macrobrachium nipponense is the source of this 685-nucleotide messenger RNA. RefSeq lists its product as uncharacterized. The record is from RefSeq and is a predicted model, not a curated record. The coding region runs from base 132 to 479 and encodes 115 amino acids. NCBI's taxonomy places the organism in Eukaryota, Metazoa, Arthropoda, Malacostraca, Decapoda, Palaemonidae. The transcript has 4 exons.